Prunus dulcis (almond) is the source of this 2191-nucleotide messenger RNA. Its product is annotated as probable polygalacturonase At3g15720. Lineage: Eukaryota; Viridiplantae; Streptophyta; Magnoliopsida; Rosales; Rosaceae. The coding region runs from base 26 to 2191 and encodes 721 amino acids. Gene Ontology annotation, molecular function: polygalacturonase activity. The transcript is spliced from 7 exons. The record is from RefSeq and is a predicted model, not a curated record. Gene Ontology annotation, biological process: carbohydrate metabolic process.
GGAACCCUCUGAGAAUAUCAUAUAUAUGUUAUGCUCUACUAUCAUAUAUAACUAUUACUAUUGUGAUUCUUCUGUUAUAGUGCCCGUUAGCUUCCUUUUGUUUAUUCUUCAUUGUUUCGUAACCGAUAUGAAGAAGAUAUUUGUUUUGAUUUUGAUAUUCUGGAUUGGUUUUGGACAUGGCCAAAGAACAUUCGACGUUCUCGAGUACGGUGCUGCUGGAGAUGGAAAAACUGACGAUUCCAAGGCUUUUCUAAAAGCAUGGGGAGAGUUGUGUGGAGCAGCAGAUGAACCUAAUGGCAUGCCAACACUUGUUAUACCAGAGAUGAAAGCAUUCUUAUUGCAACCCAUCAAGUUUCGAGGUCCUUGCAACUCAAAUGGUGUUCAUGUUCAAAUCAUGGGCAAACUGGUGGCACCUAAAAUGCUGGAUGGAUGGACCGAGCGUGAAUCAGAUUCAGAUUGGCUCCAAUUCAAGGAUGUGGGCAAUCUCGUAGUCGAUGGUUCAGGAGAAAUCGACGGUCAGGGUUCAUCUUGGUGGACCACUACCAACCAAUACGACAGAUUAUCACGCAAACUCAUGAUGAACAAGCAGAAUUGCAAAGCACCAGAUGCUCUGCACUUCCAUGGAUGCGAUAAUCUUAAACUAAGUGGACUUACUCAUCUAAACAGCGCAAGAGCCCACAUUGCUAUAAGUGGGUGCAACAAUGUGUAUGUGUCUCAUCUCACCAUAACCGCACCUGAAGACAGUCCAAACACUGAUGGCAUUGACAUCUCAAACUCACGCAAUGUCUUCAUUCAACACUCUGCUAUCGGAACCGACGAUGACUGCAUAGCCAUCAACGGUGGCUGCUACGAUCUCAACAUUGCCAACAUCGCGUGUGGGCCGGGUCAUGGUAUUAGUGUGGGAAGCUUGGGAGCGAAUGGGGCUCUUGAGACAGUGCAAAAUGUGUACGUGAGAGAUAGUAGUUUCAGUGGGACUACAAAUGGAGCUAGGAUCAAGACAUGGCAGGGAGGAUCGGGGUACGCUAAGAACAUAACCUUUGAGAAGAUCACACUCGAUGCAGCUAAAAAUCCCAUCAUCAUUGACCAGUUUUAUUGUAAUAAUGAUCACAACUGUAAAAGUCAAGCCUCGGCUCUGUUGGUGGAAGAUGUGAAGUACAUUGAUUUUGAAGGAACAUCUGCGAAUGAGGAGGCGAUCAAAUUAGAUUGUGACCAGAAUUCAGGUUGCCGCAACAUUAUAAUGGACCGCAUCAAAAUCACCUCGGCGGUUCCUGAUAAGAAGAUUUAUGCUUCUUGCAACAAUGCUAUUGGAACUUCCAUUGGCACCAUUGUGCCCAAUGUACCUUGCCUCAAGUCAGGGACGGAACCGACUACUUCUCCGCCAGCUAUGCCUUUGCCAACUCCGCCUUUGCCAGCUAUGCCUCCGCCGUCUCCGCCUUUGCCCGUUAUGCCUCCGCCGUCUCCGCCUGUGCCCGUUAUGCCUCCGUCAUCUCCGCCUGUGCCUGUUAUGCCUCCGCCAUCUCUGCCUGUGCCCGUUAUGCCUCCGCCAUCUCCGCCAGUGCCCGUUAUGCCUCCGCCUGUGCCUGUUAUGCCUCCGCCAUCUCCGCCUGUGCCCGUUAUUCCUCCGCCAUCUCUGCCUGUGCCCUUUAUUCCUCCACUAUCUCCGCCUGUGCUCGUUAUGCCUCCUUCAUCUCCACCCUUGCCAGCUACGCCUCCGCCUCUACAGGUUAUGCCUCCGCCUUUGCUAAAUAGGCCUCGCCCAACUCUGCCUUUGCCAACUACACCUCCACCAGUUCCUCUGCUUACGCCCCUAGCUCCGCUGGUACCAACUCCGCCUCCCCCAACUCCGCCACCAAUACCACAAAUGUCCUUCACAGGGGAACCAGGAGUGCCAGAUAUUUACUUCACACCUGAACACAAAGUCGAUAACUUGGCAUUUAAUUUCCCGCAGAAGCUCAAACCAGCUGCAUCAGUGUUAGAUUUAGUGGCAGCAUGCCCUCCUAGUCCUAACCUGACGUUUUUGUGGGGUCCUGCGGAUGUGUACUCAUCUUCAUGGGUGGAGUUUUAUCGAGCAGUGAGGAGGACUUUGCAUCGAGAUGGUUUCUUGCUUCCACAAGAUGGUUUGGGAGAUCCUGAAGAGUUCAAUUUACUUCUUGUGGUGGUGGAGGCAAAGAAGCUAGGGUACAUUUUGUGA